Molecule: messenger RNA, 2226 nt
Organism: Nothoprocta perdicaria
Lineage: Eukaryota; Metazoa; Chordata; Aves; Tinamiformes; Tinamidae
Gene: ENTPD2
Product: ectonucleoside triphosphate diphosphohydrolase 2
Exons: 9
Coding region: 1-1491 (496 amino acids)
Biological process (GO): nucleoside diphosphate catabolic process
Cellular component (GO): plasma membrane
Molecular function (GO): UDP phosphatase activity; GDP phosphatase activity
Source: RefSeq, a predicted model, not a curated record
AUGGCCCGCCGGCUCGCGGCCCUGCUGCUGCUCCUGGCGCUCGGCUGCCUCCUGGGCGUCCUCCUGCUCUGCCUGGGCUCCGGCGACGCGCGCGGCCCGCCCGCAUUCAAGUACGGCAUUGUGCUGGAUGCUGGUUCCUCCCAUACAGCYAUGUUCGUCUACAAGUGGCCUGCAGACAAGGAGAAUGACACUGGCGUGGUCAGUGAGCACAGCAUGUGCGAUGUAGAAGGUCCAGGCAUCUCCAGCUACAACACUAACCCCCUGGGUGCCGGGCAAAGCUUAGUCCACUGCCUGAACCAGGCCCUGAAAGAUGUGCCCGCCGAGAAGCACGUGAGCACCCCCCUCUACCUGGGUGCCACAGCUGGCAUGCGCCUGCUCAACAUCAUAAACCGCCAGGCCUCAGAUGCCGUCCUCAGCGCUGUGACAGACAAGUUGAAGUCAUACCCCUUYGAUUUCCGUGGGGCAAAGAUACUGUCUGGGGAAGAAGAAGGGGUGUUCGGCUGGGUCACAGCAAACUACCUCCUGGAGAACUUCAUCAAGCGUGGCUGGCUUGGGGAAUGGAUCCAGCCCAAGAAGACGACCUUGGGGGCCAUGGACCUCGGAGGUGCUUCCACACAGAUCACCUUUGAAACGAAGGAAACCAUUGAAAACCCCCAAAAUGAGGUUAUGCUGAAGCUGUAUGGCCAGGUGUACAAAGUGUACACCCACAGCUUCCUCUGCUACGGAAGAGACCAGGUCCUCAGGAGGCUGCUCUCGAAGAUCCUGCAGGCUGGGAACUACCAAGCAACCGUCUCCAAUCCCUGCUGGCCCACUGGCUACCAGAAAAACCUGUCACUGAGCAGCAUCUAUGACACCCCCUGCACGGAGAAGGAGAAGCCCAGCAUUCCCCUCAGCACUUCCAUCACCAUGGUGGGCACGAGCAACGGGAACCUCUGCGUUCUGUACGUCAACAAGCUCUUCAACUUCACUGCUUGCCCCUACUCCCGCUGCUCCUUUGAUGGCAUUUUCCAGCCUGACGUUUCAGGAAACUUCAUCGCCUUCUCUGCCUUCUUCUACACAGUGGACUUUAUCCAGACAGUGAUGGGAAGACUUGUGCACUUACCCAGUGACCUGAAGGAUGCUGCAGAGGCCAUCUGUGCYAGCACUUGGAGUGAGCUGCUCCAGAAAGCCCCCCAAAUGGAGAAGAGGCUGCCAGAUUACUGCGCUAUCAGCAUGUUUGUUUAUUUGCUUACCACCAAAGGCUACAACUUCAACAACCACUCCUUCCCAAACAUUGCCUUUCAGAAGAAGGCAGGAGAAACCUCCAUCGGCUGGGCUCUGGGCUACAUGCUGAACCUCACCAACAUGAUCCCRGCAGAGGAGCCAGCUUCCCACAAAAGCUUAUUGUACAACAACUGGGUCAUCCUCAUCCUGCUCUUCGUGUUCACCACCCUGACGGCCUUGGUGACCGCUGUCUGCCUGCUCCGGCGCAGCAAAUCCAGCGCUAUCUAGCCUCAGAGACAGGACAGGCGCUGCUUGCAGGACAGAGCACCAUCCCUCUUGCUGUGUCUCCACAGGUUGAAUAUUUGGGAUGCAAUCUGUGCAUGAAGAUAUCCUCCAAUGACACCUGAUAUCAUCUGUUACAGAAGGAAAGCUGUCCCUUUUUGUCCUCCCCUUGCUUUCAAGUUGCAGAAAGGAGAGGACAGGACAGGACUGCUGACUCUGCAGAGCUGUGGGAGGAGAACAUCUUAAGGUUUUCCCAGUACUACUCAGGGAUAGAUCCCAGAGCAGGCUUGAGACUUUGAAAAUCAGAUAUGGACAUCUCUCUGGCACCAGAUGUGGGCUGGACUGGGCUAACAGAAUCCACACAACAGCAGACACAUCUUAUUCUCAUGUGGGUGGGUAGGGAACACUACAUAUGUUACUGCUCAUAGCUGACAUCACUAACCCAUCCCUGGGCACCCAUCAAGUCCUGUGCGUGAGCAUCAAAUGGACUCUUUUCCUGGUUGAUACACAAAGCCCAGUGACAACGCUGAGGGCCACACWGUGGGCCUGGACUUCACGUGCCUCUGCACAGAGGCUUCAGGUCAUAAAUCGAGAGCCAGCAGCUUCCCAGCUUCCCUGUGCAGCAACCAGACAGUCUUCCUGAUUCCAGUGUUCCCUAAAUCGGUCUCCCGUUUGUCACAGCCAUUCUAUCACAGGGCAGAGCACAAAAAGUUGCUCCCUGCAGGAGAAAGGGUCUUCAGG